CCACCCGCCACCGCCAUUUUUGCUUCAGUCCAGUUAUACCUGCGCCGCGCGAGCACGUGUCAGUGCCGAUUUUACCGCCAAAAACGAUCGUCAACAAAGAUGAAUCUGUUCAAAAGUGUACAUAUUUAAAUUUUCCCACGUCCUUUAUUGUGUAAUAUCGUCGAAAAUUAACUUCUGUGUGUGUAAAAAGUUAAAAGUAAAUGUUUAGAUUGUUUUUUGCAUAAAUAGUGGUGUUGCAAUUUCUUUUCAUCUCAAACUUUUCGAUUGGAAGAUUUGUUCGGAUCGCUGUUGUGAUUCGAUAAGUGUUGUAAACAGUGAUUUUAUCUUGUAAUUAGUGUCGUGUUGGAUUCUAAUUGGAGCCGUACCGGUCCGGUGGUGAUAUUUCGCCGUUCCCAGGCGUACUUUGGCAACAGUUUCACGCGCGCCAUCAAAAUUCGUCAAAACUGGCUACCCUCUGAUAACAUCAGUACCAUGGAUUCGGAGAGCCGAAGCGAGUCGGCUCUGAACAGCCCAACGGAGCCUGACGUAUCGCUUGCGGCAUCCCUCACCGACCCUCUAGAGGCACACACCCUGGAAGAAGCUCGGCGGAGCAUCAGAGAUCUUCGAAUGAAGUAUCGCGCUCAAGCCCACCAGCUCCUAACAUGGCGGCGUGCGCACCGAACGCAAGAGGAACUAGUCACGCGCCUUCAGAAGGAGAAAGCGGAACAACUCAAGUCCCUCUCCAGCCAGCUCCUUCUCUUCGAGUCACGCCUCGUUCGCAAGCAGAAAGAGAUCACCACCAUGAUGGCGCUCCGAGAAACAAUCAUCAUGAAACAGCAGAAAGUUAUCGAAUCACUUCAAGCUAAGCUACUCGAUAAUGGUAUCGAAUCGCAAAAUAUUCCCGACUUCAGGGACAUGCUGCAAGAUACUCACCUCGCUGGUGACUUCGACUCACUCAAUGAUUCAGAUUCUGCUGUCAUCAUGGAAGAUGUAGACUUCGACAGCAGUAAUACUCCGCACGUGCCAAGAUUCAGGUCGACCAACCCUGACAGCGUGACCAUCGUACGGUCAAUAUCAGAUGCUAUAGAUCCCAACCUCAAAUACAAUGUCGUGAGGCGGUCGAAUGGCUUUCUGCGGAGACCAGAGAUUCUAGAAACUGUAUACAGUGUAGAAGAAGAGGUUGAUGGAGAUUCCACAAAAGGUCUCAGCGCGCAAAAUAGUACGGAGAAGGACCUGCUUGAUGCCAAUAAAACUGACGAAGAGAAAUACAAGGAAACGAGUCUCCUCGCUCAAAGGCGGGAUAACUUUCGAAUGAGGAGCGUCGUCCUAACCGCUGAGGUCAAAAGCAUAGACAACGACAAGGAGUUAAAGCCGAAGAGCGGUAAAGAGGUGUGGUCGUACAGCUAUGUGCCAAAACGCAUGACUCCAGCCAACGAGUCUGAUGACGAGGGCACGUCGAACGCUGAGAGUGACGAGGAGCCGGAACAGAAGUCGAACCACGUGGUGACGUACAACAGAGUGAUGUCCAACCACAGGAACGUCACCAAGCCCAAGGACGUCAAGUAUAAGAGGAUAAACAAGGCCAAGUCCAAGAGCUUAGAGGAGCUGCGAGGCAGACUAAAGAACUGGGUCGAGAAAGGCAACAAGUUGUCCAACAUACCUUUAGAACACGCGCAAAGUUACGCCUAAACUGAAAGUUCCUUUUAAUUAAGUGUUGAAUUUCUGCGUGAUUCGUUUCUCAAACGAUGUUUUACUUUCAUCACAGAUAAAGUAGAUCACAAUUUAAUGGUAGUAUCCAAGUACCUUUUAAAAUAAGGGUUGUAACCAGCUUUACGUCGGAGGCAAAUCUAUUGAAAUAUUCUUGAUACUCAGACUAUUGUAAAUAAAUAUUUCUUGUAUGUUAUAGAUAUUGUGCAACAUUAAAACUAGGCUAAGUUAGGUUGUCUUUAAGUUUUCUAUUGUUUAUGAACGGAGUACUUAAGAAUAAGAUAUUGCGUGGUACGUAUUACGUAAGCAGUUUUCCUGUCUAUUUUGUGACAAUGUUAAAGUUAUCAAAUGCGAAAAUUGCAAGAGACAGGGACAAAAGGAGCUAAGUUAUAGAAUGCAUCUAAAUAUUUAUUUAUUUAUUGAGAUGUAGAUUCUUAAAAAAUAUAACUAAAAUGUAUAUUCCCCUGCAUAUUUUCAAUGUCUACUUUAAACUGAUUAUAUUAUUGGCCUAAGUAAUAAAUUGUUAAAAUAGGUACUUAAUUAUUCAUAUUUACAAUUUUGAGCUUAUAAAUGGACAGUGUAAAUUCAAUGUUAAAUGUAAUAUUUAAAUAAUAAACAUUUUUCCAUUCCAUUUGCUUACCCUCGGGGUUUUGAUGUUAUAAAAUAAGCCGUUAUCAGAAAUCAGAAUUCAUAUCCAUUCCUUAGAGAAUUUUCAUUAUAAUAGUACAAAAUAUAUUUUUAGUAAAUGUUCUAUAAACAAUAGAAAACUUAGAAAAUGUAUAUUUUCGCGCGCACGACUGAUUUUGAGUAUUUCAUUUUGGAUAAAUAAAAAUUGUUAAAAAAUAUCGCUUCAUUGGAAUUGAAAUUCUCCUGUGAUUUUGUGAUUGUCUCGUCAAAUUGUUUUCGCCAAUUCCUUAUAAUGUUAGGUAAAAUUAAUAUAAAUCAGAAUAAUAAGAUUUAUUCUGGAGAUUUAUAAUUAUUUAGAUAUUUAUUGUCUCGGUGCCAAUUAUUAAAAUAAUUUUUCUCUUGAUAAUAAAUAGUUAAUAUUUUUUUCCGUAUACAGGCUGGUCGUUUAUUGAUUCGUAUCAGAAAGUUAUAUUUUAUUUUUACGUGAUAAUUUGACGAAAAAGUUUCUAUUUCGCUUCAUUUUGAAAUAGAAAAACUUUUUGUUUUAUUUACUGAGUUUUAAAAACAUGACAUUUGAUAUUUUUUUGUCCACGUUUUAAAAAGAGUUGAUUUUUAUCAAAAUAUUUUUUACAAAAAAUGUGAGUAAUCGGAUCGAAGAGUUGUCGAAUUAAUCAAGAUAUUUCAGAAAUAUAAUCUCGACUGAUUUUAAUUAAUUUGAUUGGAAAACAGAGAAUAUUUUGUUCGAAAGCAAAUUAAGGCUUCGAACUCUUUUGAGCGAGUUUUCGCUAAUUGGCUUAGUACUAAGCUUUGGAGUGCGUGCUAAUUGAGUUUCUGUGAUUAGUAGACACGUGCUCGUACAUUGACUGUUUGCUCAUCCAAACACGUGGUUAUAUUACUCAAAUGUAAUUACACAACGUGUUUAUGUGCUAUUCAAGAUAUUGUGGUACGUACUUCUUGAUUUGAAUAGUUUU
Molecule: messenger RNA, 3284 nt
Organism: Helicoverpa armigera (cotton bollworm)
Lineage: Eukaryota; Metazoa; Arthropoda; Insecta; Lepidoptera; Noctuidae
Exons: 4
Coding region: 472-1668 (398 amino acids)
Source: RefSeq, a predicted model, not a curated record